Molecule: messenger RNA, 567 nt
Organism: Adineta ricciae
Lineage: Eukaryota; Metazoa; Rotifera; Eurotatoria; Adinetida; Adinetidae
Source: the annotation of a GenBank genome assembly
AUGAAUUCACAUUCAAAUAUCAAGAUCUUUGUAAUUCUUUCUGGGGCGUGCUAUAUGGCAUCGAUGAAAUGUCCACCGAGCUGGAGCCAAUAUGAUCGAAAUGAUACAGCAUUAUGGAAUGGCAAUUGUAUUCCCCCGCGUAGUAUUUGUGAUGAUGAAUGGAAUGCUAUCGAUGGGAUCAAAUGCUACUUUUCACGAUCCAGCCUGUUCAAAAAAAAAAGUACUCGCUGCAAUAAACUUAAAGAAUGCUCUCGAUAUGGCUCCGAUGAACAAACAUGUCAUGCUCCAGUAACUUCGAAAGAUAAAUAUUCGACGAAGGCUAAGAAAACUGUUGUUAAAAUUAUGAAGUCCCACAACGAAGACUAUGAUUAUACAAUUGAUGAUCAUUUUGUCUGGGCUUGUGAUCGUGGGAUACCAAUCAAAGUAAUAACAUCCAGAACACUACGAUUUGUUUGUCUAUGUCCAUCAAGCUCUUACGGUAGCAAUUGUCAAUAUCAAUCUCACCGUGUAAGCGUUAUCUAUACAAUCGAAAUGGCACUCAAUCCGGCAGUAGAGAAUUUUGAUUAG